Molecule: messenger RNA, 473 nt
Organism: Fulmarus glacialis (Northern fulmar)
Lineage: Eukaryota; Metazoa; Chordata; Aves; Procellariiformes; Procellariidae
Gene: SLC25A10
Product: solute carrier family 25 (mitochondrial carrier; dicarboxylate transporter), member 10
Exons: 6
Biological process (GO): phosphate ion transmembrane transport; oxaloacetate transport; thiosulfate transport
Molecular function (GO): thiosulfate transmembrane transporter activity; malate transmembrane transporter activity; sulfate transmembrane transporter activity
Source: RefSeq, a predicted model, not a curated record
CUAUUCCCAUGCCCUGGACGGCAUGUACCGCGUCCUCCAGGAAGAGGGCUUGAAGAAACUCUUCUCGGGAGCUACGAUGGCAUCCAGCCGAGGGGCCCUAGUCACCGUUGGGCAGCUUUCUUGUUAUGACCAGGCCAAGCAGCUGGUUCUCACGACUGGGUUGCUGUCAGACAACAUCUUCACUCACUUCCUGGCCAGCUUCAUCGCUGGCGGAUGCGCCACAUUCCUGUGCCAGCCCCUGGACGUGCUCAAGACCCGCCUCAUGAACUCCCAGGGCGAGUACCGGGGUGUUACCCACUGUGCCAUGGAAACUGCCAAGCUCGGCCCCCUCGCCUUCUACAAGGGCUUCGUUCCUGCUGCCAUCCGGCUCAUUCCUCACACCGUCCUCACCUUUGUCUUCCUGGAACAGCUGCGCAAAUAUUUUGGGAUUAAAGUGAUCACCUGAGUAGGAGGGAUGGAAUACUGCCUUGCCC